CUUCUUCCUCUUUCCGAGGGGUAGGGAAGGGAUAACUUCUCCAGCUUCGCCAUUGACAACAAUCUAUCCGCGAUUCAAUCAAAUACGUAGGAAACAGCAGCAGCAAGACCAGCAAUCGGCUCCUCGAGAACCAGCGAGGAGGAGGAUGAAGUCCUUCAAGAAGGAAUUCACCCUGGAGGAGAGGGCGAAUGAGUCGGCCGCCAUGAUCGCCAAGUACCCCGGCAGGAUCCCCGUGAUUGUUGAAAGGUUUUCGAGGAGUAAACUUCCAGAAAUGGAGAAGAGGAAGUACCUGGUUCCGUGUGACAUGCCAGUUGGGCAGUUCAUUUUCAUCCUGCGCUCCAGGUUACAUCUGUCUCCAGGGACGGCGCUUUUCGUGUUUGUGCGCAACACCUUGCCCCAGACCGCUAACCUGAUGGGUAGCGUGUAUGAUUCGUACAAAGAUAAGCAGGAUGGCUUCCUCUACAUGUGUUACAGCAGCGAGAAGACAUUUGGGUGACAUCUGCCUGACUGCAAUUCAGCGUAGUGCACCCAAUCCCAGUGUACAUAUGUGACAUCAGUCUCUUGUUAAAUGUUAAGUUGAUCAGUAGCAGCCUCUGCUACAAUCUCUAGUUUAUUUUACUUGCACGUUUCAUAUCUGUAUUGCUCCCGGCAAAAGAAAAAAAACCCUGUAUUGUUGUAUCACCGAAGUAAACUUAUUUCCCUGUGCAUGAUGCUGCUUGCGAAGUCCUUUGGCAAGGAUGGGCGUAUAUAUGAAUAGAAGUGUUGAUUGUGAUGAA
Molecule: messenger RNA, 776 nt
Organism: Triticum dicoccoides
Lineage: Eukaryota; Viridiplantae; Streptophyta; Magnoliopsida; Poales; Poaceae
Product: autophagy-related protein 8D
Exons: 5
Coding region: 146-496 (116 amino acids)
Source: RefSeq, a predicted model, not a curated record